AUGGACACACAGAGCACACCAGUCCCAGUGGUGGGUGAGGCCAGCUCUGAGACCCCUGGCCAGCGCUUCUGGGGGUUCUACUACGAGGAGGAAGAGGGUCCCCGUGAGGCCCUGGCCCGGCUCCGGGAGCUGUGCCGCCAGUGGCUGCGGCCCAAGGUGCACUCCAAGGAGCAGAUGCUGGAGCUGCUGGUGCUGGAGCAGUUCCUGGCGCGCUGCCCCGAGAUCCAGGCCCGUGUAGAGGGACAGCGGCCAGGCAGCCCUGAGGAGGCCGCUGCCCUGGUCGAGGGGCUGCGCCAGGAGCUGGCCAGGCCAGAACUCCAGGUGGUCCUCACUUCUCUGGUGCUUUAUGACCCCAAGGGGGAGCAAGGAGAUAAAAGCCAAGUCCUGGAGCUGCUUUGUGCAGAGUUGGAGAUCAAGGCCCUGUGGGAGGCUACUGCAGAUAAGGCAGAAGACCUGGUGCCAAGCCCCUUGCCUCUCCCCAGGGAGCCGGCCUGCCAGUGCAGUGAGUGUGGCAAGGCGUUCAGCCAGAGUUCCUACCUGGUGCAGCACAGGCGAGUGCACACGGGCGAGAAGCCAUACACGUGCACCGAGUGCGGCAAGGCCUUCACCUGGAGCUCCAGCCUCAGCCAGCACCAGCGCAUCCACACAGGCGAGAGGCCCUACGUGUGCCGGGAGUGUGGCAAGGCUUUGCGCGCGCGCUCGCAGCUCAUCCACCACCAGAAGACGCACAGUGCCGUGAAGCCCUUCCGCUGCCCAGACUGUGGCAAGGCCUUUGGCCGCAGCACUACACUGGUGCAGCAUCGGCGCACAGACACGGGUGAGAAGCCCUAUGAAUGCUCCGAGUGCGGCAAAGCCUUCAACUGGAGCUCCAACUUCCUGGAGCACCGGCGUGUGCACACGGGUGCACGGCCCCACACCUGCUCUGCCUGCGGCAAGGCCUUCAGCCAGAGCUCCAAUCUGGCGGAGCACCUGAAGAUCCACGCGGGCACACGGCCGCACGCAUGCUCCGAUUGUGGCAAGGCCUUCCUGCGCGUGGCGGGCCUGAGGCAGCACCGGCACACACACAGCGGCGAGAGGCCCUUUGCCUGCGCGCAGUGUGGCAAGAGCUUCCGCGAGAGCUCGCAGCUGCUGCAGCACCAGCGUAGGCACACGGGCGAGAAGCCCUUCGAGGGUGCUGAGUGCGGCCAGGCCUUCAUCAUGGGCUCCAGUCCGGCCGAGCACCAGCGCGUACACAGCGGCGAGAAGCCCCACGUGUGCUCCCAGUGUGGCAAGGCCUUCAGCCAGCGCUCCAACCCGCUCAGCCACAAGCGCAUCCACUCUGGUGCCAAGCCCUAUGCCUGUGCCGACUGCCGCAAAGCCUUCAAGGGCAGCUCGGGCCUGGCACACCACGGCGAGCGGCCCUACGCCUGCCGCGACUGUGGCAAAGCCUUCCGCGGCAGUUCGGAGCUGCGCCAGCGCCAGCGCGUGUACUCCGGGGAGAAGCCGUUCGUCUGCGCCGAUUGCGGCAAGGCUUUUGUGCGCAACUCCGAGCUCGUGAGCCACCGGCGCACGCACACGGGCGAGCGGCCCUAUGUGUGUAGUGUGGGCAGCAAGCCCUUCAGCCACCGCUCCAACCUCAAUGAACACCAGAAGCGACACACGGGCGGUGCCGCGCCCCGACUCUGGGAUGCCCCUGGGAGAUGUGGCAUCAUUGGAUCUUCUGGGCAAUAGGGCCCAAGGGCCAAAGCAGCCUGCUUUGUAUCCAGGACCUGCUGCAUGGGCCCCACACAAAACUGCUGUUGAAAACAGAUUGGAGCAGCACACUGAGGUCUCUCACUGGGCCCAGCAACCGAGGGAGCCAUAGUAUUCGAGACCCGGCCGAACCUGUGGGCAGAGGCCGAAUCGUUGCUGGAGC
This is a messenger RNA of Callorhinus ursinus (northern fur seal), 1894 nucleotides long. The record is from RefSeq and is a predicted model, not a curated record. NCBI's taxonomy places the organism in Eukaryota, Metazoa, Chordata, Mammalia, Carnivora, Otariidae.